GUCGAUGAGGUUCUAUCCGGCAGAUACGAAAUGUUUGGGGAGCCUGUGAUGGAAGCGGUGAUCAACUUCAAAUGGAGAAAGUUUGCAAGGAUUCGAGUUUUCGGGAUGUUGUUUGUUUACAUGAUAUACGCUAUUGCGUUCAUGAUCGGAAUUACGACAACGAAUCAUCCGCUCAGGGUAUCGACGAUGUUGAUUGUGUUUGUCGGCGGAUUUUUAUACCUGUGCCUUGAGAUCAUGCAAAUGUUUGGGCAGAUUGUGGAAUAUUGGUUCAGUGUAUACAACUACCUGGAUUUGGCCAGAAGCAUCUUGCCGAUGGUUGUGGCAAAGAAAUUCAUAUUUGACUUUGAAGCUCAAGAUCAACCAUCGGAUGGACUCCGUGGAGCCGCCAUGUUAUUUAUUUACGUUGAUCUCAUCUUACAUUUUCGCGUAUUUAGGCCAAUCGGCAUUCCCAUAUUCAUGAUCCUCGAGAUCUUUCGAAAAGUUUGGUGGAUCAUCGUCAUCAUGGGAGUCAUGGUCUUUUCUUUUGCGCACAUUUUCCAUCUCCUACUAAAAGAUGAAAAUUCAAAUUACCAACAAUUUGGAUUGUCGCUGGUUUCCAUCUAUUUCAUCCUGAUCGGGCAAUAUGAUUCCGUCAAUGUUGAAAAAACCAAUAAUAUCACCAUCACCAUAUUAUUGAUGGUUUUUUCAUUCUUCACUGCCAUAUUGUUGUUAAAUGUUUUGAUCGCUAUUAUGGCGGAUGUGGUGAGAGAGACCGAAACCACCGGCAUACGAGCCUGGUUAAAACAAAAGGCGGAGGUCAUAGCGGAGAUCGAAAUGUAUAUGAUGACGCCAGCGCAACGCAAGAAGAAAGAUUACUUUCCUUCUUUGAUCUAUUACUACGCGAAUCCCGACAAGAUCAAGGCGUAUAAGAAAAGGAUGGAGAACCGAGAUACCGAAUGGGAGGGUGAUAACAUGGAGGAAGAUGUAAAGGAAUCUGAUUUUCCAUGGAUUAAGAGUAAUCUCGACAGCAGUACCAGCAACGUGGCAAGGGUUUACCCGCCAGUGAGCGAAUUUGCGGAAGAAUCUUCCAACGAUGAAUGA
Messenger RNA from Acaulospora colombiana, 1080 nucleotides. Lineage: Eukaryota; Fungi; Glomeromycota; Glomeromycetes; Diversisporales; Acaulosporaceae. The record is from the annotation of a GenBank genome assembly.